This is a messenger RNA of Beauveria bassiana ARSEF 2860, 1188 nucleotides long. Its product is annotated as SAGA complex component. Lineage: Eukaryota; Fungi; Ascomycota; Sordariomycetes; Hypocreales; Cordycipitaceae. The transcript has 5 exons. Gene Ontology annotation, cellular component: SAGA complex. The coding region runs from base 1 to 1188 and encodes 395 amino acids. The record is from RefSeq and is a predicted model, not a curated record. Gene Ontology annotation, biological process: RITS complex assembly; regulatory ncRNA-mediated heterochromatin formation; regulation of transcription by RNA polymerase II.
AUGGCUCCAGAAGCCAAAGGCGCAAAAGAUGCUGCCAAGUCUGCCAAAAGAGACACCAAGGGCGGCACCAUCAAGCUGAAAAAACAACCCCCCAAACAUAACAAACCCGGCAACUGGCGCGACGGUAGUGUCGUUGAGGACGAAAAGAAGAAGAGUGUCGGCUCGCCCACCUCUGCCGCCUCGCCUGGACCAGUCGUGAAUCAACUCGACGAUGAUGCCCGCGAGGCUUUUGCGACUGGCCGACCCCUCGAAGACUCGCCCGAUCUGCAACAAUGCAAGCACUGCAAGAAGAGCAUUCUCAAGACAGCGACCAAGGCGCAUAUUGCCGCAUGCCUUAAGGUGAAGAAGGAAAAGGCUCAGCGCAAAAAGGAGGCUAGGGAAGCCCGUGAGCGAGCCAAGGAGGCUGCGCGCGAAGAAGAGGCUCGCAAGGCCGAUGACAAGGACGAUGACGAUAGCGACGAUGAUGACGACAAAAAGGGCACAAAAAAAGCCGGCAAGAAGCUUGAAGAAAGCAAGGGCAAGAAGCGCAAAGCCGACGGCGAGCCUGAGAAGGCGCCCAAAAGCAAAAAGAAGAAGGAUGAACCCAAAGCCAAAGUGCCCAAACCAAAGGGGCCUGUCGACGUGGAGCGGCAAUGUGGUGUCAUUUUGCCGAACGGGCAGCCAUGCGCGCGUUCACUUACCUGCAAAAGUCAUUCGAUGGGCGCCAAGCGUGCAGUCGCAGGUCGUUCGCUGCCGUAUGACAUGCUCCUAGCCGCGUAUCAAAAGAAGAAUCAAGCAAAGCAGCAGAAGGCUGCUUUGGAUGCCAACGCCCCUGUUCCGGACGAGGACGAAGAUAACCAGGGCCCCGUCGAUUCAGACGAGGAAACUGGCGCCGUCAUGGCCGCCCUCAGCACUUGGAAGCCCAAGCCUCUCGUUCCUCAGCCCAUUUUUGCCCCUAUCAAGCGGCAGUACCAGCUCGCGCGUCUCCACGAGCAGCUUCAGAUGGCCACUAACGGCGGUCGGACCAAUAUCUUUCAAGUCAUUGGCUACGGUGCGCAGAGGCUGCCUGAGGGCCAUCCGGGGUUGGAGGACGGCGAUGCGGAGGGAGAGGAUGUGGGAGCUAUGAGCUUCCCGACGUCGGCGAGGUCAGGGUCGUUUGCGAUUCCGGCAACGCCUUCGCGUCCGACGCCUACAGCAGCGAGGGGCUGA